This is a messenger RNA of Protopolystoma xenopodis, 321 nucleotides long. The record is from the annotation of a GenBank genome assembly. NCBI's taxonomy places the organism in Eukaryota, Metazoa, Platyhelminthes, Monogenea, Polystomatidea, Polystomatidae.
AUGCAAUCCGUCAAAAUACUCUCCUUCCCUCGGUAUACCUUUGAUCGCUUGCUCAUUGUCUGCGGCAGCUGUCCUGACCAGAACAGUGAUAUCUUGAUUGAUUUCGUCGAAGAAGCCAUGGCCGGACUCACUGCGCCCCAACUACAUGUGGUGGCCUAUGACUGUCAGAGUCCUGCGGUAAAUGCCAUGCUAGCAGGGCUGGCAGGUAUUACGGAGGAUUCAAUAUAUCAUUGCUAUACAGCUGACUCCGUAGCCGGAAUCUAUACCAGCGAUGAGAUUGUACGCCUUCUGGCAGAGUUAAAUCGCUGCCAGGUGAGCUAA